Messenger RNA from Ipomoea triloba (trilobed morning glory), 2262 nucleotides. Its product is annotated as phosphatidylinositol 3,4,5-trisphosphate 3-phosphatase and protein-tyrosine-phosphatase PTEN2A-like. The record is from RefSeq and is a predicted model, not a curated record. The transcript is spliced from 13 exons. Gene Ontology annotation, cellular component: cytosol. Gene Ontology annotation, molecular function: phosphatidylinositol-3,4,5-trisphosphate 3-phosphatase activity. Gene Ontology annotation, biological process: dephosphorylation. NCBI's taxonomy places the organism in Eukaryota, Viridiplantae, Streptophyta, Magnoliopsida, Solanales, Convolvulaceae. Bases 245 to 2038 code for a protein of 597 amino acids.
CUAUCAUUGAUUUCCGGGACAAGACGACUAAUCAACGGGAGUCGAGGAAGAAUUGAAGAAGAGAUACUACGACGACGUUGAGUAUCAAAGACCGUUCGCGCCGCCGCCUCCCACCGCCAUUGACUCCUCCAUUAAAGGCAUUGUGCAGCUUCACUACUAGUUUAUUGGGCAGUCAUGGGUGAUCAACUCCCAUGAUUCUUGAGCAGUGCUGUUAUUUGGCAUCACUGAGGUCUGACUUGUGGCAAUGAAUCCCCAAUCUUCUGAAGUACCAAAUCCUCAGCCUGUCACAAAUGGCACUGUGGAUUCUGUGCCACCUAAUCCAGCACAUGAUGGGCCUUCUAAGCUAUCCUCUUGGGCUAAAAAUUUGAAAAUUCCGCAACCGUUUGUGGGACCACAGGGGGAAGAAACAUCAGGAAAUGUGGCAAAAUCACCCUUUGCUCGUUUUACUAGUGGGUUAGGACUGAGUUUAUCUCCAAAGUCUCCGAAAGAUGAUAAUUCAGAGGGAACAGCAACUACAUCACCGUCUGGAUUUAUUGGUACAUUCAGAAAAGGAUUAGUUGACUCCUCCAAGAAUGCAGUGAAGGCUGUGUCGAUUAAGGCUCGACAUGUUGUGUCUCAGAACAAAAGAAGAUACCAGGAAGGAGGAUUUGAUUUGGAUUUGACGUACAUCACAGAAAAUAUUAUUGCUAUGGGCUUCCCUGCUGGUGAUAUGAGCUCUGGAUUUUUUGGCUACGUUGAGGGGUUCUACCGAAACCAUAUGGAAGAAGUGAUUAAAUUCUUUGAGACACAUCAUAAGGGAAAAUAUAAAGUAUACAAUCUUUGUUCCGAGAGAUUGUAUGAUGCAUCACUAUUUGAGGGAAAGGUGGCUAGUUUUCCAUUUGAUGAUCACAAUUGCCCCCCUGUACAACUUAUACUAUCAUUUUGUCAGAGUGCAUAUUCAUGGUUGAAGGAGGAUAUUGAAAAUGUCGUGGUUGUGCACUGCAAGGCGGGUAUGGCAAGGACUGGUUUGAUGAUAUCCAGUCUUCUUCUGUACCUAAAGUUCUUUCCAACAGCUGAGGAAUCUAUUGAUUACUACAACCAGAAAAGAUGCAUUGAUGGAAAAGCCCUCGUUCUGCCAAGUCAAAUUAGGUACGUCAAGUACUUUGAACGUAUUUUGACAGGCUUCAAUGGAGAGAACCAGCCUGGGCGGAGGUGCAUGCUCAGAGGUUUUCGGCUCCAUAGGUGCCCUUAUUGGAUCAGGCCCUCCAUUACGGUCUCUGAUCAUAAUGGUGUGCUCUUUUCGACCAAAAAACAUCCGAGAACCAAGGAUAUCUCGCCUGAAGAAUACUGGUUCAGUGCACCAAAGAAAGGGAUAAUGGUUUUUGCUCUCCCUGGGGAGCCUGGCCUUACAGAAUUGGCUGGAGAUUUCAAAGUCCAUUUUCAUGACAAGCAAGGAGACUUUUACUGCUGGUUGAACACAACAAUGAUUGAGAACCGGAAAAUUCUGAAUACGGCCGACCUUGAUGGUUUCGACAAGAGAAAACUGCCCUCGCCUGGUUUCCUAGUGGAAGCUGUACUUGCGGACUAUGAUGCUGCUUUUCCCGCAACUCCUCAACCAGAAGCUACUGGUGUAAAAUCAGCUGACAAUUCGAGUUCCAAAACUACCUCUUCUCCCAGUCCGGGCUCAGCUGAUGAAUCUGCAGCCGACUCAAACCAACAAUCUGCAAGCAACAAGAAAGACGAUGUAUUUUCAGACAACGAGGCUGAAGAAAGCGGAAAAAGGAAAGUUACAGCACCUUCUGAAGGUGUAGAUGCUGAAGUCUCGGGUUCUGGAACUAAUACUGGUUCAACUCAAAUCUCGAGUUUGACACACAAGGUGGAGCAAAUCUCAAUGGAAGAGCCCGGGGCUAAACACAACGAGCCAAAAAAGGAUGCCGCUGUUGGAGCUGCACCAGGCAGUGACACCCCUAGUUUAGCAGAAGUGAGUGAUUUCAAGGCCAUGGCUGCUGAUGCAUCUGUGUUUACAUUUGGAGAUGAAGAGGAUUAUGAAAGUGAAUAAAAUGGCCACAUAUACGAAACUAUGUACAGAAAUAGCGCAGCUCACACAUGGUUUAUAUUGGUUUAAUCUGAUGGAACAACAAAUCCUGUUUCAUUCAUCGUAUUCAAAUGUAUGAUCAUUGGACCAUUUUUUUCUUGCAUUAUUAUCUGUCCAGAACUUAGUAUGAGGAUUGCCAUGGACUUGAAAAUUUUAUGAAAUUGUUAACAGGAUUUAUGAUUUGGUCA